This is a messenger RNA of Adineta steineri, 2706 nucleotides long. NCBI's taxonomy places the organism in Eukaryota, Metazoa, Rotifera, Eurotatoria, Adinetida, Adinetidae. The record is from the annotation of a GenBank genome assembly.
AUGUCAGGUCUUUUUAAUCGAUUAAAAAGUCGUAAAACCACACCUAAUAGUACGAAUAACAGCAAUACUAUUACGACUGAAAAUGAACCAACAACACCAGCAUGUACAUUUGAUGAAGAAGGUUUUCUUUGUCCAAUGUGUCAUCAAAAAUUUAAUGAUCAUACAGCACUUGCACAACAUUAUACAGACGCUCAUACACAGGAACCUGUAAUAGAAAAAGAAAAUACAACUAAAGAUAAUAACAAACAAGAGAAUGUUGAUAGCGAUAUUGCUUUAUGGAAACAACAAUUUAUGGCAUCAGAAGAAACUCGAAUGAUAUUAAGCAAUGAAUUAAUACAACAGAAACAACGAACUAAUGAUCUUGAAGAAGAACUUCAAUUAAUACAAAAACAUUUAAAAUCUACACAAACAAAAGCAGCUGAACAAUCACAAGAAAUUGCAAGUUUAAAAGCUACAAAAGAUGUCUACGAGACUCAAUUCGCUAUUUUUACUAAUGAACUUCUUAAAACACAAGAUGAAUUAAAAGAAAAAGAACAACAAAUAACUACUUUACGCAAUGAUCUCAUUCCAAGAUCGACUACUGAUGAUGUUGAUGUACUCAAGCGAGAAUUAAUUACUGUUCAACAAUGUAUGAAUGAAAUGGCAUUAGAAAAAGAACAACAAAUUGAUAAAUUACGAAAUAUUCUCAUGGAAAAUUAUCAAUCUGUACUUAAAUUAGAACGAGUAGAAACGAAAUUCAAUCAAAGUUUAUCAAUUCAUGAUGAAUUAAUUAAUGAAAAUACUUCACAAAUUGGACAUGAAAUUAAUGCAAUAAAACAAUUUGUUCGAAUAACUCAUAAACGACAAGAAAAUAUCAAGAAUGCUGUUAAAUAUAUGCGUAAUCGUCUUCUAGAGAAUCAAACUGAAAUGAAACAACUUAAACAGACAAAUAUUCAAUUACAGAAUGAUUUACAAAUUGAACAAAGACAAAUAAAUUCUUAUCGAAAUCAAAUUGAAACAUUAAAUAAUGAAAUUCAUCUAUUAGAAAAAACUUCGAAUGAAUUGAAAGAAGAAAAAAAUCAAGUUAUUCAAACGAAAAUUGGCGAUGAUCAAGAUAAUGAUAGACAAAAUUUUGUUCGACAGAUUCUACAAGAAAAAGAUCAAUAUGAACAACAAAUAAAAGAAUGUCGAAUACAAAUUAAAGAACUAAAUAAUCAACGACAACAAAUUCAAGAUGAAUGUGAUCAUAUGUCUAAACAAAUUUUACAAAUAACGAAUGAGAAAAAUCAAUUACGGAAUGAACAAAUACGAGUUAAUAAUGAAAUGGAUUUACUCAAGAAACAAUCUGAUGAGAAUAACAAAGAUAAAGAACAAAAAAUAAAUGAAUUAAAACAUCAAAUAUCUACCUUACGUGAACAGCAUAUUAGCACAGAAAACAGUCUUCGAAUAGCCAAGGCACUUAAUAAUAAUCAGAAUCAAGAAAUAGAUACCUUAAAAACUGAUUCAAUAAGUCAAGUAAAACGAUUUGAAAAAGAAAGAAAUGAUUUAAAACAAACAAUCAAUCAACAAGAACAAUUACAGAAUGUAAUUAAAGUACAAUUAAAUACUAUUGAAAAAGAAAAAUACGAUAUUGAACAACAAGUACAAAUUAAACAACAAAUAAUUGAAGAAUUAUAUGAUAAAUUAGAUCAUAAAAAUAAUUCAAUUAAACGAUUAUCUGUUGGUAUUCAUCGUAGUCUUGAUAUUGCACAUAAAACUCAUGCAUAUAUCGAACAAAAUAUUCAUAAAAAUCAAAUGAAUAUAUUGACUAUGAUUGAACAGACUAAACAAGAGUCUCAAUCAAUGCGUACACAGACAUUAGAACAAAUUCGUGAAGAAUUUACUUCUUAUUUAUCUAUUUAUCAUACAUUAUUUACUGAUAGUAAGGUGACUAAAUUCAAUGAACAAAUUGAAAAAGAUAAUAUAAAAUUAAACGAACAACAAGAACAAUCUGAAAAACAAUUGAAUAAAAUAAAACAUGCACAUGAUAAAUUAAUUGAUGAACAUCAUGAACAAAAACGAAAAUUUGAAAUACAACUUGGUGAACUUAAUAAUAAUUUAUUACAGGUUUCAGAGUCAUUAUCUGAUGCGACACAAGCAGUUGAUACUCAACGAGAAAAAUAUGAAAAACAAAUUACAUCAUUAAAACAUGAUCUGGAAUUUCAAAUUAAAAAAAAUGAAAUGCAACUAUCUGCAUUAAAAGAAAACUUAGCAACUGUACGAACUGAAUUAAGAGCUGCGAAUGUAAAAGUAGCAGAACUUGAACAUAUUAAAGCAGAAAAAGCUGAUACGGAUGCACGUUUAGCUGUAAGUCAAGAAGAACGACGUGUUUUAUUAGAAAGAUCAUUAGCAAACGAAAGCAAAAAUGAAAAACUUAUAGCUGAAAAUGCUCAAUUAAUUAAGAAAAAUUCCAAUUCAGAAGCAGCUUUACAAGAAAUGGCUCGAGAAUUUCAAAGUCAACAAAUUCAACUAAAUAAAGUAAGUCAACGUCGAUGGAUAGAUGAUGAUGAUAUUAAUUCAUGUAUGAAAUGUCAUCAAACAUUUUCUGUCACACAACGUAAACAUCAUUGUCGAAAUUGUGGAAAUAUCUUUUGUGACCCUUGUUCAUCAAAAACAGCUGUUGUUGCAGCAACAUCAAAAAAACCAAAACGUGUUUGUGAUCAAUGUUAUAAAGAUUUAACUUCUUAA